Molecule: messenger RNA, 4245 nt
Organism: Trichoderma breve
Lineage: Eukaryota; Fungi; Ascomycota; Sordariomycetes; Hypocreales; Hypocreaceae
Product: sin3 family co-repressor domain-containing protein
Exons: 8
Coding region: 1-4245 (1414 amino acids)
Biological process (GO): negative regulation of transcription by RNA polymerase II
Cellular component (GO): Sin3-type complex; chromatin
Molecular function (GO): transcription corepressor activity
Source: RefSeq, a predicted model, not a curated record
AUGAACAGCCAGAAUCUCCACGGCCACGGCGGCGGCGCGCCGUACGAUCGGGAGCGCGAAAUGGAUGAACGACAUCGCGCCAUUCAACAGCACGAAGAGAUGGCUCGCCGCGACCAAGAACGAGAGAGAGAGCGCGAACGAGAACGAGAGAGCGACCGUUACCCUCCGGCACCGCACCAGAGCAGCGCGGGCUCAAUUCCCAUUCACCAGCCGGUGGCAUCGCGGAUCUCCGGUGCCAUCCACAGUCCCGGAGGACUGCUCGCAAAUCAUAAUGGAAACGCGCCUCCCAUCUCACUUGGCGCUCCGUCGGGGCCCCUGGGCACCUUUGGCGGACCUCUACAGAGUGAGCAUGGGCGACCGAUCCAACACGGCGGGCCAGGCGGUGCGAACGGGCAACACCAGAUGUUUGCAUCGAUCUCUCAUACACAACCUCCUCCCAAUAACUCACAAGCGGCGCCCGGCGGCGGUAUAUUUGGCGGACCUCUGCAGCCUCAACAUCAGCAAGAUGGAGGCCGGGGAGGCCAGCAAAAUGCCACCAUGGUUGGUGUAGCUCCUGGUGGGCACCAGAUGCCGGGUGGCAUCACACAGGGCCAGCAGCCCAUUUUAAAUGAUGCCCUUACCUAUCUUGACCAAGUCAAAGUGCAGUUUCACGACCAACCCGAUGUUUACAAUCGUUUUCUGGACAUUAUGAAAGACUUUAAGAGCCAGGCGAUUGAUACACCUGGGGUGAUUAACCGAGUCUCUGAACUAUUUGCCGGGCAUCCAAAUCUGAUCCAAGGAUUCAAUACCUUCCUUCCUCCUGGAUACCGAAUAGAAUGCGGAGCCGGUAAUGAUCCCAAUACUAUUCGAGUUACUACUCCUAUGGGGACUACAGUCCAGUCCAUCGCUGGGCGAGGGCCUCAGCCUGAUGGCCAUGGGCUUGCAGUUGGUGGCCAGCCCUUGUUCCCCGAACGUGGAAGCCAAUGGCAACAGCGACCCCAGCACAGUAUUGAGAGCCCAGAGGCUGCCUUUAGUACCCCAGUUCAAAAUGGGGCAAACUUGUUCGUUCAAGCUGCGACCCAAGGUGCGUUUGAUGGCCCAGGAGGUCACCAACAACGCAACCCCCCUCAGAUGCCAGGAAGCGCAGUCAAUGGCGGUGCUGCUAACCCGGCAAACAUGGAACGCCGCGGCCCCGUUGAGUUUAAUCAUGCCAUCAGUUAUGUCAAUAAGAUUAAAAACCGCUUUCAGGAUAAGCCGGAGAUAUAUAAACAAUUCCUUGAGAUUCUUCAGACUUACCAGAGAGAGCAAAAGCCGAUCCAAGAUGUGUAUGCCCAAGUGACAACCCUCUUCAACUCGGCACCGGAUCUCCUGGAAGACUUCAAGCAGUUUUUGCCGGAGUCUGCUGGCCAAGCUCGGGCACCUCCUGGUCGUCCGGACGACGGCGCCGUUGCUGGAUCCAGCCACACGCCUCAACCCGGCAUGAGGGAUGGGCAGAAGAUGCCCCCCUUGGGGAGCUUUCCCCCACCUGUCAGUGCCGGUAAGGACAACAAGAAGCGGCCGCGGACUGAUAAGCAAACCCCUACUCCCGGCGCCCUUCUUACCGAAGCCCCCGUUGCAACCCGCAUCCCUCCACAAAAUAUCAACGGCAGCAAGCGGCCGAAACUCAGCCACGCGAGAGGCAGCGGGGAUGGCAUCUCCAUUGAGCCCACCCUUACGCCUGUCAUGCCUGAACCUUACCCCCCUCGUUCUCCUGCAACUUCAAACCAGGAAGAGAUUGCGUUCUUUGAGCGGGUUAAGAAGUUCCUCAGCAAUCGCCAGAAUAUCAUUGAUAAGAACACUCUGUAUCACAAGGGUGCCCUUUUCAUUGGUGCCAGCCCAGAUUUGAUGGCUUUCUGGAAGGCAUUUGUUGGCGUCGACUCCCAGGAUGUAGUUAUUGACAACAGGCCUGCACCGCCGCUUGAAAAGGUGUCCCUGAGCAACUGCCGCGGGUAUGGCCCAAGCUAUAGACUCCUGCCAAAGAGGGAGCGCCUUAAGCCUUGCAGCGGCCGUGAUGAACUUUGCAAUUCUGUCCUGAACGACGAGUGGGCUUCGCACCCAACCUGGGCUAGUGAAGAUUCUGGGUUUGUCGCUCACCGUAAAAACCAGUUUGAAGAGGGCCUUCAUCGCAUCGAAGAAGAGCGCCAUGAUUACGAUUUCAACAUUGAAGCAAACCUGAAAUGUAUCCAGCUACUGGAGCCUAUUGCUCAGCAGAUGCUUGCAAUGUCCCCAGCCGAAAGGGAGGCAUUUCACAUGCCCUCCGCUCUUGCUGGCCAAAGCACUUCCAUCUUCAAGCGCAUAUGCAAGAAGAUUUAUGGAGAGCGUGGUAUUGAUGUCGUCAAUGACAUGUAUACCAACCCAUUCGACGUCAUCCCUGUGCUUCUAGCUCGUAUGAAGCAAAAGGACGAAGAGUGGCGCUUUUCGCAGCGUGAGUGGGAAAAGGUGUGGCAUGCUCAAACGCACAACAUGCACCUGAAGAGUCUGGACCACAUGGGCAUCCUAGUCAAAUCAACAGACAAGAGGAACCUGACGGCAAAGCAUCUGGUUGAUGUAAUCAAGACCAAGCAUGAAGAGCAACGUCGCGAGCGCAUUCUUAAGGGCAAAGCUCCUCGCCACCAGUUUGUUUGGGAUUUCAAAGACAAGGAGGUUGUCCUCGACCUCUUGCGCCUGAUGAUGCUGUAUAGCAUGCACAAUGGGCAGCACAGCGGUCAAGAGAAGGAACGUAUCCUCGACUUCUUCGAGACGUUUGUCCCUGCCUUCUUUGAUCUCCCCGAAGACGUGGUUCAGGAGAGAGUCCCAAAGAUGCAGCCUGAAUCUGGCGAAGAGGAGAUUGAAGAUCAGACUCCGGCUGAGCUAACCAACGGCCGCAGUCGCCGCAACGGAAAGAAGGGUGAUCUCCUUAGAGGGGUUCUUGACCCUGGCCGAAACGGCAGCAAACCACGGAACCAGAAAGAGGACAGCGCUGCUUCUGGCAGCAAGGAGACAACCCCUGAGGUCGGAUCUGCCAAUGAAGAAGAGAUGGCUGAUGCUAACGAAGACUCUGCCGUCCCCGAGGUGUCGAACGAGCGAUGGAUGCCAAGUAUCCCUAAGCCAGUUGUGGUCGGAGACAGCGAUAAUGCGUUCCUGGACGCCGAUGGCGAGCUCAAGGCAGACGGCUUCUUCACUCGCCCGUGGUAUAACUUUUUCUGCAACCAAACCAUGUUUGUUUUCUUCAGCAUCUUCCAAACGCUGUACUCGCGACUCCUGGAUAUCAAAGACAGCAAGGAGGCCGUUGCAGUUGAGAUUCACCGCCUCAACAAGCCUAAGCCUGCCCGAGAUCUUGGAUUCACUGAGAACCACAUGACAUUCUUCGAACCCAAUGAAGAGCCUGCCAAGUUUUGGCCCAAGACUCUUGAGCUUAUCGAGGAUUACAUUACUGGCGAGAUUGACGAGAACCGGUACCAAGAUGUCAUGCGACACUAUUACUUGAAAAACGGCUGGAAGCUGUACACUAUUCAAGAUCUGCUCAAGACUCUCUGCCGCCUGGCUCUGACUUGCAAGAGCCUCGACUCGAAAGAGAAGACGCCGGAUCUUAUCCAGCAGUACAUGGCCAACCGAGAACGAGAGGAAACGAGCUACCAGACUGAAAUCAGCGCGAGAAAAUUCGCUGAGAAAUGUGUGAAGGAUGGCGAUCUGUUUGUUAUCUGCUGGUUCCCUCAAAAAUCAGAAGCUACGAUUCGAUGGCUCCAGCGAGAUGAGACGACCUUUUAUAUGGAUGAAAUGCGUCUGCGUGAGAGGUGGCAAUAUUACAUAUCUUCCUUUAUUCGAGUCGAGCCUACCGAAGGCGUUCCUCGAUCGAAGCUGCAGAAGGUUGUUCUGACUCGUAAUCUGCCCUCUGGAGAGUCCGACUCUGAUGAGGAUGCUAUCCCUAAGCCGGUAUCUUAUAAGGAAAACCUCACUGUCAGCAUUUGUCUCAAGAGUUCAAAGAUGAUUUGGGCACCUGGUACUUCCGAGUAUUUUAUUUACGACCAAGCGCCAAAGUCCAAGGAGCAGCGCGAGCAGCGCGAAAAAUUCACAAAGACGCUCAGCAACUUUCGCGAGCUGAAGCUUCUUGAGAAGAUGGUGCACAACCCAGUGUGGGCCAAGGAUAUGAGCCCCGAGGAAGUCCAAGAGCAGAACAAGAACUUCCGCAAGUGGAUGGACGAGGGAAUCUCUCCGGCUGUUUCUAAUGAGGAUGUGGAUAUGGAUUAA